Molecule: messenger RNA, 1572 nt
Organism: Syngnathoides biaculeatus (alligator pipefish)
Lineage: Eukaryota; Metazoa; Chordata; Actinopteri; Syngnathiformes; Syngnathidae
Exons: 12
Coding region: 1-1572 (523 amino acids)
Source: RefSeq, a predicted model, not a curated record
AUGGGCUUCUUCCAGCAAGUCAAGCUUCUUCUUUGGAAAAAUGGGCUAAACAUUGUCAGAAAUCCAGUCUGGUCGCUAACUCUGGUCAUUUGGCCUCUGAUCAUCUUUAUCAUUGUUGCUGUGACCCGUGACCACUACCCACCUGUGCUUCAUGACUCAUGCUAUGUGGCACCGCGAAACCUCCCCAGCGCCGGCUUCUUCCCUUUCUUGCAGACCCUCAUGUGCAACGCAGACAGCAAAUGUUACAACCAGUCACGGCUCACAAACCCAUCAAAGUUUACGAAAAGAGACACCGAUGACGCGUGGUCAACACAGCCAUCAAAGGGCUCUCUCCUAGCAAGUCUUAUUAAAGGCGGUGACUUUUACAGUUACACUUUUCCAAACGACUCCAGUCAGGACAUCCCCUUGACCCUUGAAAAAAUAUGGCAGGCAGUCCAUCAAGGACACCACAGGAAUUCCUCUGUCAGCCACAGAAAGAAGACAACACUUCUGAGAGAUCAGGAGGCCUUGUACAAAACGAUGGAGGCCAUGAACGUUGUAAAGAGGGCCAUCUGUUCCAUAACUCUGACCGCGAUCAACACAUCCUCUCCCAGCACCAUCAGCGAUGCAGUGGUCACCUUUUGCAUCUCCAAUAAUACUGUUGUUGAGUUCUCUCUCUUGACACUCAACCAGAGAGUGACAUUGUCCGUGGUCAUUGUCUUACAGCUGAGCAUUACCCAAAGAAUCGGCAGCAUUUUCAAAAUUCGUAUGAUGCUGAUCCCCACUGAGCUUACUGUGUUGAAUAUUGCACAUAUCUUGAAAGAGGAAAUUCUAACAGAACCUGACGAGCUAGCAAAGGUCGUUGGGGGGAUGAUGCUGGUGUUUCAAGAGAUGCAGAAUCACACCUCAUUGUGGGAGAGCCUUCUAGCAAUCCCACAGCUCUUUUCUGCAGGAUCACGUGAACAAAUGUUGGACACAGCAGUGACCCUUCUCGCCAACAUACAAGGCAACAUGAAUGCAGUCUCACAGUUUUCUUUUCCACAGACAAUGUUUUUGCUGUUAGACAGAGACUUGCUGUAUUCCUACAUUUGUGACAACAGUAGUAACCCACUCUGGCUCACAACUAUGUGCAUCACUGGUACUUUGGACACGCUUCUAGGCAGCGUCAGUCCUGAUAAGGUGGUGCAGCAGGCUUUACUGGCUUGGAGUAAGCAUGUGGCUCCCCAUGAUGUUUCAUUUGUCAAAGGACUGCUCCAUAGUCUCUUGGGAGAAGGAUUCUCAGGUGGCAUGGGAGGCUCAAACAUCUCGAGGUCCUGGCGUAAUGGAGAUACACCGCCACAAAACAUUGAGGAAGAACUAUUUUUGACGGUCGGUCAAGUAGUGCUGAGAUUGAGUGAAAUUCAUCCCGACGUGGACAUGAUUGUUCAACGCAUUCUGAGCGUUGGUUUUCAGUCCAUGGAAAUGGCAACGUACUCCAUUGAUGCUGUUAAAGCUAAUCCUAGUUCAGGGUUCGGCAACCCCCAGCUCCUCAGCCACAUGCAGGUCUUCAGCACCUCGCUCAUGGAUCCCUGGAGCUCUUUCAAAAAUGUAUGA